Messenger RNA from Oreochromis aureus, 1747 nucleotides. RefSeq names its product zinc finger, CCHC domain containing 4 (gene zcchc4). Gene Ontology annotation, molecular function: rRNA (adenine-N6-)-methyltransferase activity; nucleic acid binding; zinc ion binding. Gene Ontology annotation, biological process: rRNA methylation. The coding region runs from base 108 to 1625 and encodes 505 amino acids. Gene Ontology annotation, cellular component: cytoplasm; nucleolus. The transcript has 13 exons. The record is from RefSeq and is a predicted model, not a curated record. Lineage: Eukaryota; Metazoa; Chordata; Actinopteri; Cichliformes; Cichlidae.
ACGUGGUUGUGACGUCAUAUGUCCGCGACAAGAAAAGGCUUCAGUUGAAUUUGCCAUGGUGUUGAAGGCUUUAUAAUUAAACUUUGUUAUUGUAUCAAAUCCACACAAUGGAUGUAAACGAGGAAUAUGCCAACAGUUACGGAAUAGAAAUAAUUCUCGGUGAGGGCGGGAAAACAGCCCCGUGUUGUUCUCAUGGUCCUACCUUGCUGUUUGAGAAGGUUUGCAAAGGAGGAGAAAAAAGUCGGAGGUUUUAUGCAUGUUCAGCCUGUCGAGAUAGAAAAGACUGCAACUUCUUUCAGUGGGAAGAUGAAAAGGUUUCAGAAGCCAGGCUGCUGGCCAGAGAAGCAGAGAACCAGUCAACGAAGCCCCCUUUCACCCAUCAGGAGUACUGCAGCAGAUUUCAAAAGUUUGUCUCCCUCCCUCUGGAUGAGAAGAAGUUCUGUCAGGACUGUCAGAUUUUGCUCCUGCCAGAAGAGCACAGCCUUCACUCUGCUCACAUAUCCACUCCCAUUACUGCUGCGCAGCUGAGGAGGCCCAGUGCACUGUUGCGUCCCCUGGACAACAAGAAGAGCAACGCACAGUACCUUUUCACGGACCGCAGUGCAGACUUUCUCUUGGAUACUUUAGCAGGUCUGGGAUACAGGAAGAUACUGUGUGUGGGCACACCCAGUAAUGAGAUUGUUGCCUUUUGGGUCAGACUGCAGGAGCUGAUCAAGCUGCGAAAUCUGGAGCAAAAGCUUGAGCCAAUAAAGAGUCUCUUGCUGGACAUUGACUUCAGGUAUGCUCAGUUCUACAGUCAAGAUGAGUUCUGUCAUUACAACAUGUUUAACCAUCACUUCUUUGGUGGAGAGUCAUCCAGUGCAACCCUGAAAAACUUCCUCAGAGAGUCUGACGGGGAGAAGGUGGCAAUGGUGGCCGACCCUCCAUUUGGUGGUCUGGUGAACCCCCUGGCCAACAGUUUUUCUCUGCUAUCUCACACAUGGAAGAAGUUGCAGAGCUCUGACAGUAGUAAUGCUAACAUGCCCAUGAUCUGGAUCUUCCCUUACUUCUUUGAGCCUCGGAUACUGGAGUGUUUCCCAUCAUUCAGCAUGUUGGAUUACCAGGUGGACUAUGACAACCAUCCUCUAUAUAAACAUGGAAAGAUGGGCAGAAAACAGUCUCCUGUCAGACUCUUCACUAAUCUUUCACCCAGAGACAUCAUCCUUCCCAAAGAGGAAGGUUACAGAUUUUGCCCUUUAUGUGAGAGAUAUGUGUCAUCCCUGAACAAACACUGUGCGAAAUGCAACCUCUGCCCAUCCAAGGACGGCCGAGAAUGGAAGCACUGCUCAACCUGUGUGAAAUGUGUGAAACCGUCCUGGGAGCACUGCCAGUCCUGUGGCCGUUGUGCCCUGCCAGACCACCCAUGUACCACCCGUGAAGGGAAGGAGGGCUGCUUUAACUGCGGAAGCCCAGAGCACAAACGUAAAGACUGCUCUGUCAAACACACACACAGGUUCAACAGACAUCGGACCAAAGCCAAAGUUGGAGGGAAAAAAGGAUCCCCUCAGUCCCUCCUCAGGCCUAAAGCAAAGAGGAAGUCUGGUGCAGCUCGCAGAGCAAAGUUGUUGGCUGCAAAAUCUCUGUGACUUCAGUAGUCAGGCAGUACCUUCUCAUCUGUGCAAUGCAAAGCAAUAUUAUUUUCCUUUUCAGCAUGAUUUUUUUUGGCAGUAAUUUAAAGUGUUGUAACAGAAUAAAACUUGAAGGGAGA